UACUGGGGGUGAAUGGGAAGGAAGAAGAGUUCUUGUUUUGUAUGUCAGUUUCUGUCUUUUUUUUAAAAUACAUUUUUGGUCAAAAACCAACCGAACAAACCGAAGAUUCCUUCUAAUACACUGCACAAAACUUUAGGGCGCUAAAGCGAAUCAUUUCAUCCUCGGGAUAGGAUUUUGGUGGUGAAAUGCCCGGCUGUUUGUAAAUAUAUAUUUAAAUAAUUGGUGAGUGUGUGUAAGUGUAUGAAGAUCGGGAUUUGACUGCUGGAGGAGUGUGUACAAGGGCAGCUGUGUUGCGUUUUGGGAAGAAGGGAUCGAUGAUGGAAUUGCAAAAUUUACAGGAAGCACUCAAAGUGGAAAUCCAGAUCCAUCAGAAACUCAUCACCCAGAUGAAGCAAGAUCCACAGAAUGCUGAUCUGAAGCUGCAGCUCCGUGACCUGCAGACCAAGAUCACAGCGCUGAGUGAGCGGCAGAAAAAGGUGGUAGAGCAGUUAAGGAGAGAUCUACUGGUGAAACAGGAAGAUAUGAAGCUGCAUACGCUACAAGCCGACGGGCAAACGUCUACCCUGCUCAUCACACAGGCUCAUCACACUCUGCCUGCUGCCAGCCUUACCACUUCACAGAACUCUGUGGCUCCUGUCAUUGCUUCAAAGACUCUACCUCUGGUGCUGAGAGCUGCCACACCCACCUCACCUAUCAUCAUGACACCAGCACCCACUAUCACCGUGGUUACAACCCUCAGCAACACUCUCCUAGCGAGCCCUCCUAACUCGGAUCCUCAAAACUCACCAGUAAACUUCCAACCUGUCAUCCAAGCGACCAAUCAGGGAGCAGAGCCAGUACGAGCCAUACCCAAUAGCUCUGUUCUUGUUCAAGCUGCCUCCCAACCAAUCAAAGUUCCUCAGUUUGUUCCACCCACCAGACAGACAACUCGGCCAGCCACUCUACUGCAGGUCAGGCCCAAACCUCCAACCUCUCUAUCUCCAGCUGCUGGUCAGGUGUCUGUACAGACCCUGCAGUCACCAGUGUUACUGAGCACUGCCCUCCCUUCCUCUGGUCACAUCCAGCAGAUGCGUAUCCUUAAUGGCCUGCCCUGCCCCAACAUCUCAAACAGCACAGGCAUUCUGAUCUCUCCCUCUACACACACACAACCAUCUGCCCAGACACACAUGCAGAAGUUACCUUACAACAGCCCAAGCUCUGACAACAUGACAUCUGUUGUGGAAUAUGGGACAGAGCCAAAGACUUCAUUGCUCAUCUCUCCAGAUACACAUACGCACACUUCACCUCCACUGUCCUUAGAUACACAAUCCUCACCUGCCCCCACAAACACACACACACCUUCUUCCAAACAUCAGGAGAGCCCACGGAAACUGGCCUUCAUGUUGUCUCUGGGACUGGUCACACGUGACUAUUUUGAAGAGAUUAAGAGCAGGCGUCAGGAGCGUAAGAGAAGAACAACAGCAAAUCCAAUAUAUAGUGGAGCCAUGUUCGAACCAGAGCGCAAGAAGUGCUCAGUGUCAUAUUUGAGUUCCAUUAACCAGUCUAGCAGGAAGAGAACCAAUGAGGACAGCUUGUCAGAGAUUCUGCAGAAGGAAGAUUCUAUUGAGUGGCCAGGGACACUCGCUAUUGUCCAUUCUUACAUCUCUUAUAAAGCAGCGAAAGAAGAAGAGAAAGAUCGUCUGAGGAGAUGGAGCACAGAGCUGCGGCAUGAGAGAGAGACACUGGAGCAGAAAGUCGGACAGCUCAGCCACUCUAUAACGAGAUGUAUGGACAGCAAAAACGGCGUGAUGGCCCAACAGAGGGAGAUGGAGGUUUCACUGGAGAAAAUUAGAAGGCUGGUCCAUCUGAUCAGAGGGAUCCAGUUGUCCCCCCUCCCUUACCAGGCGCUCAUCUCUCCUGUAGGCAUGGCCAAUGGAGAUAUGUCCCACAGUGGAGCUUCCAAACCCAGCAGCUCCUGUGCAGUCACUACAGACACAAACAAUAACACGAAUAACGGGACACGCUCCUCUGAAGCUAUGGUGAUAAUUAGCACUCUUUCAAACAUAAACGAUCCCUUCAAACAAAUCGCCACAAAUAAUAACACAAUUAAGACCGAUGCUACAAACGCAAAGAGCAACACUAGCAGUGAGGGCACUGAAGAGAGCACACAUAUAAAAAGCAUGUCCAGAAUCAGGAGUGAACCCACUAAUGCAAACAGCAUAGCCUUCAGCAAUAACAGCAGCAACCAGGGGGUUCCCAGUACCAAUGGAGCAGUGUCCGCAGGGGAGGAAAAUAUAAAGAAACAUAGAAACAACAACAGUGACCUCAGCGUCAUCCCACAGCCCCUCCUCGGCCGAAUCGUACCCCUUACGGGAGUGACGGAGGGGGUAAAAUAGCAUCAGCUACCCCAUCACAGUUGGUGCCCAAAGUGUGCCAGUUAACAGUAUUGUUGUUUUGUGUUUUUGUUUCAUCUCUUAUAUCUUUGAGGGAAAGAAAAUCCAUAGUGCCAUUUACUACAUGCAGGAAGGAGGUUCCUAAAGUACCAGCAAUGUGUAUGCUAAUGUGUGCACACUGAAAUAUUUCUACAAAGAAUAAUGAUAUAGAAAAUAAAAGAGUAAUAAAAUCUAAAGAUAUCACACCAUUGUGUGCCUGAUACUGUUGCCAUAGCACCUCUGAAAGGGAAAGCUUCUGAAGGAUUGGAUGCAGGUCUUGUUCCUGCAGCCCUCUGGUAGUUGAGUAGCGCAGCUUCCUAUCAGGUCCUGUAGCUCUGAUCUAAGACAUAAGAUAUGGAGAUAUGAAGAGUUCAGUCAGUUUUGUCUGUGAAAUACAACCAAGGUGCAGUUGUUUUGUCUAGUUUUGAGUUAUUGUGUCUAAUUCUUGGGCAUCAGAGCGUAACGUGAAGCGCAAAACAGGUUAUCACACACUAACAGAAAUACAGGUCUUCCAGGCGUUCCGCUGGAGAAUUCACUGCUGUCAUUAGCAUUUGUCUAAUUCUUGGCUUCUUAAAAGCUGAAACAUUUCUGUAAAUAUGUUUUGGUAUUUUUACACACAUUAUUUAUAGUUUUUUUCUUACAAAAAUAUUCAUUAGUUCUGUUCUGCCAAAUUUUUAAUGCCACAGGGAACUGUUAUUUUAUGUUAUUCUUAUAACAUUAAAUAGAUAUUUAAGAGUAGUAGAAUAGUAUUUGUAGUGUCGGUCCUGAAGUGUUUGUGAGGUCAAUUAUAACCAUGCCUUAUCUACUAAACAGUGGUGAUUUAAUGAGAGUGCAGUUCCGUCUAAGUCACGGAUGAUUUUUAACAGAAGGGAUGAUGAUUUGAGAUUUGCUGAUCUCACAUCAUUCGUGGUCCAUGGAAGUCCAUAUCCACAUCGAGAGGACUUUUUAUCACCAGAGUGUAGCAGAGGUUUCAUGCCUUGUUCAAGAACUUUGAUUCCUUAAAACGAUGAAAAAUAUGAAGUUUCUUUUUAGACUUGCACACAUGCCGUCAAAAAAAAAAAAAAAAAAAAAAAAAUCCCAUAAAACCAGUGUGCCAGUAAUGUUAUGCUUAUGGGCCAAAAUAAGGGCUUCUGUUCUGUAUCAUUUCAGUGUCGUCUUACUAGGUGGUAACACUGUUCUGUAAACCUACCCUAAAGCACAACACAAUGGGGCAUAAGUGCUAUGCCUAGGGCCACAAGUUUACCAUUGUCUCCACCACUAAGGGGCUUCUGUUAUCAUAACAUUAUUAUUUAUAUUUUGCAUUACUCUAACCAUAUCAGAGCUCUUGAUGCUCUCUCACCACUGUAUUUCAGACAGUGUGUAACAAGCACAGACUUAACACACCAGACCAUCUCUAACAUAAAUGGCUGCCUCAGAAACAGCCAUGGUAGGUUGAAAACUGUAUCAUGUACCAAAAUGACACUUCUAUUGUGAAAGCACACGAAAUAGUCCAGAAACCCAGUGGUGUCAAACACACUGGGGAUGCAUUACUGUUGAUAGAAGACAGAAUUAUAUACAGUGUUUAUAUCUUCAUUUCAGGUUUGUGAGUUGUGUACAUGUACGUGUUCUCAAUGCUGAACAUGCAGUUCUAGCCUGCAGUAGCCUCUGUGUAUUGGUUGCCUUAAGUUCUAUAGAAUAUGUUAGGCUGUUUCAUUUUAGUGUUAUGACUUGUCAGUGUCUUAGAACCAGUUGUCAGCACAAUGAGGGAGUUUUUUCCCCUUUAGGAAUUAGAACCUACUUUGUUAUCUGAUCAUUCUGGUUGUGGAUGUGAGGACAGUGCCUGCACUGCCACUAGUGAAUCUAACCACUACACAUAACUACAUAAGAACUCUUAAGUGCUCACCUCUUAUAACAAAACACAAAACAAAUUGGUAUAUUAAUUUACCUUUUUUUUUAAAAAUAUAUAUAUAUAUAUAUAUAUAUAUAUAUAUAUAUAUAUAUAUAUAAUAUAAAAGAAGAAUUUAUUUUUAGUUAAAUGAUUCUAUCCCAGCCUGAUUAUCUGGGCAUCUGCCCCUCAGUUUACGUUGCAUCAGAAUUUUCAAAUGCACUUUCAAAAGGAUACGAUAUUUCAAUAGAAUUACAGAAUUAUUCACACAUUCAUCUGAUAAAAACUUUUUACAUUUCUAUCACACUUGUGGAAAUUCCAAAGCAACAUCUAGAGAAGUAUUUCUUGUUUAGUGGUAUUCUGGUUAUCUAGUGCAUUAAAAAGAAAGAGCCCUUUCAAAAAUGCUCAUCAGCUGUGACAUUUGCAAAUGUCAUCUCCCGUUCUCCUAGGGCCAAGAAUCCUAAGGCCAGAUGUGGCUAAUAGGACUGACAGUGGUUCAGUGACAGAUGUUCUCUGUGUGUGAAAUCUGAUUUCUCAGAUGUUAUAGUGUUUACUGAGAGCUCAGGCUUUUGUUCAUGUUGUCAAGAUAAGCAUGAUAAGGCUAAUGAUCAACAUCAUGCUGUUACCUCAUUCAGGUUGAUAAACCCCUAAAAUCAAGGAUAAAUUGUGUGUUCUAAACUAUAAAUUAAGAACACAAUUUACAUGAAUUUGUUGUAAAAAAGUGUCUAGAUUCUUUCAUAAUAGUUUUUUAAAAGGAUGUGUAUUGCUCUUUUGUUCUGUUCACUGUUUUACACUUUGUUUGUUUUAUUUGUUGAUCUUGUGUGUUGCCUGAUAUCUGUUUACCUUUUCUCAUAGAAUCUAUGUGUAAGUUAUUUGAAUAUAUAACUUCAUGAAUUUCAUUCUGUUGAGGAGGUUGGAUAAUACUGGAGCAUUUGAUCAAUUUGUAUUUAUUUAUUUUUACCAUUUUUGCUAAAUAAAAUUGUAAAUUGUUU
Myxocyprinus asiaticus (Chinese sucker) is the source of this 5267-nucleotide messenger RNA. RefSeq names its product PHD finger protein 21A-like. NCBI's taxonomy places the organism in Eukaryota, Metazoa, Chordata, Actinopteri, Cypriniformes, Catostomidae. The transcript has 16 exons. Gene Ontology annotation, biological process: negative regulation of transcription by RNA polymerase II. Gene Ontology annotation, cellular component: histone deacetylase complex. The coding region runs from base 315 to 2375 and encodes 686 amino acids. Gene Ontology annotation, molecular function: chromatin binding. The record is from RefSeq and is a predicted model, not a curated record.